Molecule: messenger RNA, 6237 nt
Organism: Vicia faba (fava bean)
Lineage: Eukaryota; Viridiplantae; Streptophyta; Magnoliopsida; Fabales; Fabaceae
Source: the annotation of a GenBank genome assembly
AUGGCAACUUCCAUAGCCUCUCAAUUAGAAGCUAUCAGAUCCAUUGCACAUGUGGAUUCCGCGCCUCUCAGAAGACCUUUCACUCGUCCUUCUAUCUUGUUCGAUCCUAAAGAAGCUGCUGAUAUUAGUAUUGAAUCCAUUUUCACUAUCGCUCUUCAAGGUUUGGAGGUUCUUAUUAGCAAAGAUGAACGGUUUAGGAAUUAUAAGAAUGAUUUGUUUAGCCACCGAAGUAAAGAGGUGGAUAGAGAGUUAAUGGGAAUAGAACAGAAUAAUCAACUUAAUGUGUUAAUUAAUUCGUAUUUAAAACUUGUUUCUGGAUUUUUUAUGCUUCCGUCUGCACUUCAAACGCUCGAGUAUUUGAUACGGAGACACAAGAUUAAUGUGUACAACAAUGAGGAUUUGAUAUUGUGCGCAUUGCCGUACCACGACACGCAUGCAUUUGUUCGAGUAGUACAGAUACUUGAUAUAAGGAAUGGUACAUGGGGGUUUCUGGAGGGUGUGAAAGUCUCUGGUGCACCGCCACCAAGAAUGGUUAUAGUGCAGCAAUGCCUUCGUGAUAAGGGUGUAUUGGAAGUUCUAUGCAACUACGCAUCUCCAUCUAAAAAGUUACAACCUUCAAAGAAUGUAAUUGGCUUUUGUACUGCUGUUUUCAUUGAACUUUUGGGGACUGUCCUGACGGUUGAUGAUGAUAUUGUCAAGAGAAUACUUCCUUUUGUGGUCUCUGGUCUUCAGUCAGGCAUUAAGGGGUUUUCAGAUCACAAGGCCAGUUCAUUGAUGAUAGUUGGCUUGCUUGGAAAUAAAGCUGCAUUGGCUCCUAAACUUUUGAAUAGUUUGAUACGUUCAGUUGCCGAGGUUGCUCGGGAGGAGGCUAAAGAGUUGACUGAUCUUCAUUGGUUUCGGUUGUCCCUUAUUGCCUUAAUCAAUCUUGUCCAGUCCCAAAAUGUUGAAAUACUUCCAAUAAAGGCCUUGGAGGUUUUAAAGGAACUAAGGGAUUUGCCAGGGGUUUUAUUGGAAUUGUCUAAGGAGUUCAACAUUGAAACGUUUCUUGUUGUUUUAUUGGACUCCCUAAUUGACUGCAGUUCUAAAGAUGAAUAUUACCAGCAGGCUUUGCUGUCCUUGAUAGAAAAGGUCCCCAUAAAUGAUUCUGUUCAUCACAUGGUCACUAAAAUCCUAUCAACUUGUGUGAAACUAUCGCAAAAAGUUGAUGACUCAAUUUCUUUGAUGUCAGCUGGAUGGGCAAAAAAGAUUCUGAUAAUUGUUAAUACAAAGUAUCCGUCUGAACUCCGUGGAGCAGUUAAUCAUUUCCUUCAGAAUAACAAAUCACAUUCAAAGAAAGAUGAUUCACUGUAUAAGAUUUUAUGUAAGAUGUUGGAUGGUAAUUUGGAUUCAUCAUCUGAUGUCUCAGAGUCUAAAGUUUGGUUUGCCUUGUAUCAUCCAAAGGCUGAUGUUAGACGAACUACACUGCGUGAUAUAAAUUCUUCUGGUAUCUUGAAAAACGAGGCAUUUGUUUCAGAGGGUCUUGUUGACAUUCAAGAGGCCAUUUUGAGACAACUUGAUGAUAAAGAUCUAACAGUUGUUCAAGCAGCUUUAAAUGUUGAUGGCUUGCAAAAUGUAUUAGGUGCUUCUAAGCUUAUUGAGACACUGCAAACUGUGCUAAGAAGAUGUGUUGGCAAGCUGCUGUCUGGUUCAACCGAUAAUGUUAGUCUAACUGGAGAAGUUGCUGUCACCUGUUUAAAGAAAGCCAUAUCAUAUUUCCAUGAUAAUUCUGAUUAUUUGAAAAACAUUGCUGCCAUGAUUUUUCCAUUACUUCUUGCUAUGCCACAGACACAGAGCUUGAAUUUAAAAGCUCUUGUACUAGUCAACAAAUUUAACUGGCCACUUUAUCAGAAUGUUGCUGUGUCUUGCUCUGAAGAAACGACUCCGGUACUUGGAAGUUAUUCUUCUAUUAGCUUGAAGGUUAUCAAUAACUUGGCUAGCAAUUUCAUCGUCAACCCUGAGGAUAAUAUUGCCUGGUUUGUUGAAAGCUGCAAUGAUUCAGAAUUGUCAAAGACACUCUUCUUUUUUGUUCUAUUGCAGUCUCUUCUGCUGAUAGAACCAGAAGGUGAUGGCUUUUCUGCACUGUUUAAAAGCGUGUUUCCUAUUCUGAAGGCUGAGUUGGAAUCUUUAGUGAAUGGUGGUGAUGUUCUUUUGGAUGAGUUCAAUUCUGAAAUGUUAGAAUGGGACUGUAGUUCUUUCUUUAUUCAUCUUUCGUAUGGCAACCUCAGACCUUUAAAUGCAAAAGUUAUGGUUUGCAUAUUUUGGAGGCUGAGAUCAGCACUAAUGUCAGCAGAAUCUUCAGGCAAUCAGCUGGAUGAUAGCAAGAUAAAGGAUCUGUUUGUAUUUUUUGCUUCCUCAAAGUUCAAACAUGCAUUCCAUAAACACCUCCAUUUCUUAGCUGAACAGUGCAGUGUAUCACCUGCCCGCCUAUUAUCUAAGUUUUUCACAGAUGAAGGUGUUCCUGCUGCAGUUCAGGUUGAAAGUCUUCAGUGCUAUGCAUCUCUAUGUAGUCUGUCACAAGAUAAAUGGCAAACUGAACUUUUGGCCAAAUUUCCUUCUAUUCUUGUUCCAUUGGCUGGUGAUGAUCAGACUGUAAGGGUUGCUUCCAUGAAAUGUAUCGAUGAGUUGCGUGCCUUGUGGUGUCGCAUUGAACGUUCUGGCAAGAAAAACGGGAACAACGCUACAUGGUUCCAUUUUCUGGGUGAGCUUCUAUUGCUGUUGGUUCAGCAAAAAACACUUAUAUUGUCCGAUAAGAAGUUUCUUCCAUCGUUGUUCGCAUCCACACUGGGUUCAUCCUGUCAUAAUAUCUUAGUACCUCAAAACAUGGAAAACAGGUUUGACCAGCCCACAAAAGAAAGAAUACUCGAGUUCAUUUUGGGUUCUGCUCUGAAAUUCUCCAACUACGGGAAGCUAAUGAUUCUCUCCUUGCUCAAGGGAGUUGGGUAUGCUAUUAUGCAUCCUAAUAUUGCACCCGUGUUGUCUCGUUUUAUGGAGCAAUACUAUGAUGACCGCAGCAAAUCUAGCCAGAAAAUUUCAAACACCAGAACUCAGAUAAUGUGCCUUUUGUUGGAGAGCUGUGUUAUGUCAUCUCCCUCCGGUGGAGUUGAUCUUCAAGAUCCUUUACUGAAAACAUUGCAGUUGGAUGACAUGACUUCAGAUGACCCUGCCUAUAUAGAGCCUUGUAUCUCUGUCUUGAACAAACUUAAUAGUCAAUUCUACACGGGGUUGCAGAAUAAAGUGAAGGAGGAUUUAUUUUGUGCACUUGUUUUUUUGUGCCGUAGUGCUAACGGUGAUGUACAAAGUGCAACUAAAGAGGCUUUAAUGCGAAUAGAUAUAAAUUUCUUAACUGUUUGCCACAUACUCGAUCUCAUACUUGCACCAAAAUGUGGCACAGUUAGGUCAGCAGAUGAAAAGACAAAAAAGAGACAGAAAUUUACUACAAAUCAAGAAGCAGAACUUCCCACUAAUGACAUGUGCAGAAUAGGUGAUCCAGUCUACCUUCUUAGUUCCCUUCUUGACGUUUUGUUACUGAAGAAAGACAUAUUAAACAGGCAUUUUCUUUUAGACCCCUUAUUUAAACUUCUUAGCAAGACUCUAUUGAUUAUCCUGGAGGAUAUAAUCAUGUCUCUUGAAAGCGUAGCUGCGCUAAAUGAAAGAAUGACGGAUGAGAUUAACAUUAAGCUACUGAUAGAGUGUGCCCGGACUACCAAUGUUUUAGUCACCCGCAACCAUAUAUUUACUCUGCUUUCUGCUGUUAUUAAAGUCUUGCCAGAAAAAGUCUUCGGGCAUAUACUUGAUAUUCUUCCGGUUAUUGGUGAAUCAGCUGUUACACAGAUUGACAGUCAUUCGAAGCAUGUUUUUGAGGAUCUUAUAUCUGCAAUCGUUCCUUGUUGGCUGUCUAAGACAGAUGAUGUGGAGAAAUUACUGAAGGUUUUCAUAGAUAUAUUUCCUGAAAUAGUUGAGCACAGAAGGCUAUCCAUUGUUUUACAUCUCCUACGAACUUUGGGUGAGGGUAAAAGCUUGGCUUCAUUGCUUAUCUUAUUGUUCUCUUCACUGGUUUCAAGGAAAGCCAGCCAUUUCCUAAAUAUUCAGACGCCAGAUGCUUUAACAUUUUGUACUAAAGAGUGGGAAUAUAAAUUAGCAGUGCAGAUUUGUGAGCAGUUUACAAGUAUGACUUGGCUUCCAUCGUUAGUUAUUAUCCUUGAACAGAGAGGAAAUAUAAAUGUUGAUCGGUCAAUGUUUCUGGAGUUGUUUCUGGCAAUGCAAUUUUCUUUGCAAAAAUUGCAAGAUCCUGAAUUGCUGUUCAAACUAGAAUCAGGGGAAGACACGGUUGUCAUUCAGACAGCACUUGGAGGGCUUAUGGAACAUGUUGUUUUCCUCUUGCAUCUUGUAGAUGCACGAAAAAAGCAACUGAAUUUCCCAGUCAUUAUGAGGAAAGAGUUGAAGGAAACUAUGCGUGCUCUUGUGAGGAAUAUAACAAUGGUCAUGAUACCUUCGGUGUAUUUUAAGAGCAUAACUAAGUUGCUCCACCAUUCAGAUAAAAAUGUUGGAAAAAAGGCUCUUGGGCUGUUAUGUGAUGCUGCAAGAAAUCACGAAAAAGUCAGCUUAGCUCCUAAAGACAACAAAGGUUCAAGGUCAAGUUCAAGUUUUCCUUGGCUUCUUCAUAUGGAUGAAAGUUCUCAAGAGUCACUCGAUAAAAUGUGUUUAGAAAUUCUUCAAGUACUUGAUGAUUCAUCAAAUAACUCUUUGAAAGUAGCAGCAGUUUCAGCGUUGGAAGUUCUUGCAGAAAGCUGCCUUAGAACAUCUGCUGCGUUGAUCAAUAUUCUUGGUCCAAAAGCAUUGGCUGAACUUCCUCAAAUUAUGGACAAUGUGAUGAAGUCCUCUCGUAUUGUGCUGUCUAGUCAGGAUUUGAAACCAAAAACCAAUGAUGUUUUAUCAGUCUCAAAUGAACCCCAUUUUAUUUCUGUUCUUGUUACUUUGGAGGCAGUUGUGGACAAGCUUGGUGGAUUCCUCAAUCCAUAUCUCACAAAUAUCAUGGAGCUUCUGGUGCUUCAUCCCGAAUAUGUCUCAGGAAUGUAUCCCAAAGUGGAAUCCCGAGCUCAUGGAUUACGAAAGCUUCUUGCUGCAAAAAUUCCAGUACGGCUUGCCUUGCCGCCGUUGUUAAAACUAUAUCCUGCUGCCGUUGAAGCUGGGGAUAAAAGCUUAACAGUUGUGUUUGAUAUGUUGGCAACAUUUAUUGGUACAAUGGACAGAUCAUCUAUCCUGGCAUUCCAUGGAAAGAUUUUUGACUUUUGCUUGGUUGCUCUUGAUCUUCGCCGUCAAAGUCCUCGUUCAGUUCAAAACAUUGAUUUAGUGGAGAAAGGUGUGAUGAGUGCUAUACUUGCGCUGACCCUAAAACUUACCGAGAGCAUGUUCAAGCCUCUUUUUGUGAAGAGUAUUGAAUGGGCAGAAUCUAUAGUGGAUGAAUCUGCAUCGGCAGGAAGCAUGGAUAGGGCCAUAUCUUUUUAUGGCAUGGUAAAUAAGCUUGCUGAGAACCAUCGGUCAUUGUUUGUUCCUUACUUCAAAUACCUACUUGGUAGCUGUGUUCAUCAUCUUGGCGACGGCGGAGACUCUAACGUGUCUAGUCUGGGUCGGAAGAAAAAGAAGGCUAAAAUUUUGGAUGAUGGUGAUGUAAAAGAAACAAGUAGCUUAUCUAUCAAGGGAUGGCAUCUCAGGACACUAGUCCUGUCAUCCUUACACAAGUGUUUCCUCUAUGACACUGGAAACUUGAAGUUUCUUGAGUCCUCAAAUUUCCAGAUGUUGUUAAAACCUAUUGUCUCUCAACUUGUACUAGAUCCACCUGCAUCGCUAGAUGACAAAAGCUUGAGUAUACCUAGUGUGAAGGAAUUUGAUGACCUACUUGUUGUGUGCAUCGGCCAAAUGGCAAUCACAGCUGGUUCUGAUCUUUUGUGGAAACCUCUGAACCACGAGGUUUUGAUGCAGACACGUAGCGAGAAGACACGAACUAGAAUAUUGGGUCUGAGAAUUAUUAAACAUUUUGUAGAUAACUUGAAAGAAGAAUAUUUAGUAUUAUUAGCAGAAACAAUCCCCUUCCUCGGUGAACUUCUUGAGGAUGUGGAGCUUUCAGUUAAAUCUCUUGCUCAAGAAAUUCUACAGGAAAUGGAGUCUAUGAGUGGGGAGAGCCUUCGGCAAUACUUAUGA